This is a messenger RNA of Hemibagrus wyckioides, 1460 nucleotides long. RefSeq names its product tripartite motif-containing protein 16-like. The record is from RefSeq and is a predicted model, not a curated record. NCBI's taxonomy places the organism in Eukaryota, Metazoa, Chordata, Actinopteri, Siluriformes, Bagridae. The transcript has 6 exons. Bases 93 to 1166 code for a protein of 357 amino acids.
UGAGAUGUGACCAUCACUGGACUGAGAUGUGACCAUCACUGGACUGAGAUGUGACCAUCACUGGACUAAGAGAGGCUACUUUACUUCAACCUAUGUUUUAUAAAAGCAGAAACAAGAGACUUUUAAGGAGAGAUUUUGGAUACUCUACCCACCUCUGUCUCCAAGUGUGUGUCUUCUUUACUGAGAUGAUCAGUUCAAUGGAGAAAAAGCGCUCUGAAGUGAUAGAGCUGAUCAGAGCUCAGGAGAAGGCUGAACUGAAUCAAGCUGAACGACUCCUGAAGCAACUGGAGCUGGAGAACACUGAUCUUAAAAGGAGAGUCACUGAGCUGGAGCAGCUUUUCAAGUCAGUGCAACAACACACACACGAUCACAAGCACUUCCUCCAGGGUUUCCGGUCUCUCUGUGUCUCUUCUGAUCAUGAGGAUUCACCCAGCAUCACUGUCCAUCAUCAUCUCUCAUUUGAUGGAGUGAGGAAUUCUCUCUCAGAUCUGAAAAAGCGAUUCAAGGAAUUCUGUAAGGAGGAAUUCAACAAAAUCCCUCCACAUGUCUCCACAGCUGCAGCAGUUCAGAAGAUUUCACUCUCAGAGCCUAAGGGCAGAGAAGAUUUUCUGGAAUAUUUCUGUUAUCUGACUCUGGAUCCAAACACGGCACAUAAUCUCCUCCGUCUGUCUGAGAAGAACAGAGUGGUGAGAUGGAGUAUGGGAAAGCCGUACUCUGAUCAUCCAGAGAGAUUUGACUCCUGUUAUCAGGUGUUGUGUAAGGAGAAUGUGUGUGGAUGCUGUUACUGGGAGGUGAAGUGGAGUGGGGUUGUGUACAUCUCAGUCUCGUAUAAAGAGAUCAGGAGGAAAGGAGAGGGUAAAGAGUGUGGAUUUGGACACAACAGUCAGUCCUGGAGUCUGUUCCUUCCAUCUUCCUCUCUUCCUCUCUUUCUUUCUUUCUCUCUUUCUUUCUUUCUUUCUUUCUAUCACAACAUUGAAUCUGAGCUCAGAGUUCCAUCAUCCUCCAGAAUAGAAGUGUAUGUGAAUCACAGUGCAGGAAGUCUGUCCUUCUACAGUGUCUCUGACACGAUGGGGCUCAUCAACAGAGUCCACACCACAUUCACUCAGCCUCUGUAUGCUGGGUUUGGUUUUUAUGCAGGAACUGUGUGGUUGUGUGACCCACAAUAACACAAAAUAUAAAAUUACUGCUCUUUUCCUCAUUGUUACUCAAAUGUGAUGAAACUUUGAAACCUUUAUGCAGUAAAUAUUAAAACAAUGGGUUUAGACUCGGUUCGUCAGCUACACUGUUAUACACAAUAAAACUAUUAAAAAGGUGAACACUUUCUUUACCUCUGCUGUGUGUAAAUUAAAGUGUAUUGACUCUAUGAUUUAAAAGCAUAACACAAAGUUUGAAUCAUUUUAGAGGCAUUACUUCUAAAAAAAAAAAGGGUUUUAAUUAAAUUGACAAUUAAUUGAUAUUUA